AUGGUGCUAUCAAGAACCGCAUCAGAAAGCGAUGCCUCUGUGCACUCCACUUUUGCCUCACGAUAUGUCCGGGCAUCUCUUCCCAGGUUCAGGAUGGCUGAGAAUUCCAUCCCGAAGGAAGCGGCUUAUCAGAUUAUCAACGACGAGCUGAUGCUCGAUGGGAAUCCGAGGCUGAAUUUGGCGUCGUUUGUUACGACAUGGAUGGAACCAGAGUGUGAUAAGCUCAUCAUGGCCGCCAUUAACAAGAACUAUGUCGACAUGGAUGAGUAUCCCGUCACCACCGAGCUACAGAAUCGAUGCGUGAACAUGAUCGCCCAUCUCUUCAACGCUCCAUUAGGGGAAGAAGAAACGGCAGUUGGUGUUGGGACCGUUGGAUCUUCAGAGGCCAUAAUGCUGGCAGGGUUGGCAUUCAAGAGGAAAUGGCAAAAUAAGAGAAGGGCAGAGGGAAAACCCUUCGAUAAACCCAAUAUUGUUACUGGUUUGUUGGGAAAAGUUUGCAAGGUAUUUUGA
This is a messenger RNA of Amborella trichopoda, 510 nucleotides long. Lineage: Eukaryota; Viridiplantae; Streptophyta; Magnoliopsida; Amborellales; Amborellaceae. The record is from RefSeq and is a predicted model, not a curated record.